AUGUUUGCGCUCAGGAACUCUGUACGACAGAUCCCUCGGUGGACACAGAUUCGGUCUGUGUCAACUUUGGAAGGCAAUCCUCACAUAUAUGUCUUCCCCAAGAACGGCACCAAUAUACUGUCCUUACUUCCCUCAGAGCCUACAAACCCCGACCUGGCCAUUGGAGUAACAUCCAAACUACCUCCGACGCCUGACUCGUUCAAAGAGAACGCCAAGUUCCUGCAGGUUUUGCAAGAUGUUAUGACUGAGCACGGCUACAAAGACCCCGACGCUAUCUCUCAAGCACAAGUGAUGGUGUCUACCUCCGGGGCUAAUCUGAGCACUGGUGGAGUGCUCUUGACUGGUGGGCGUGCAAGGAAGCGCCGCAGUGAAGGCGAUUCCAGUGGCGGUGCCAGUGGCCAAGGCGGUGUUGGGUCUGCUGGAAGGGGUGGAUGGAUUCAUCUCUCGGAUAACCGCAGGCCACCUGAAUAUGGCCGUAUUGCUUGGCCUGAGGAUAUCUUUGGGAGCUUGGAAGUUGAUGGGGAAGGCAACUUCGUUGGUGGAAAUGGCAACUACCAGCCUAGUGGGACGUAUCGCGUUGUGACUCGGGACGGAAUUCUGGGUUUGAGCCCUUUCUUGAGAGAAAAACUGGUGCAAAAGCUGCGCCAACACGAGACAGGAUCAUUUUCUGUUGGUAGUGACCAUGUACAAUAG
Aspergillus homomorphus CBS 101889 is the source of this 693-nucleotide messenger RNA. RefSeq lists its product as uncharacterized. Lineage: Eukaryota; Fungi; Ascomycota; Eurotiomycetes; Eurotiales; Aspergillaceae. The record is from RefSeq and is a predicted model, not a curated record. The transcript has 5 exons. Bases 1 to 693 code for a protein of 230 amino acids.